GUAAAAGUUUAGGCGAUUGCUUGACAUUACCACCUUGACACUUUGUCCUUUGGGAUCUUCAUGUAGAUGAAAACAAACAAACAAAAACUCAAACCAAACGAACCACAAAUACAAACCCUAUCUCUCUGCACAUGCAUUUUCAGAAAGCAGCGAUGCUCCUUUCGGUCGGGAGCUGCUGGCUGCUGUGUUUGUGUUUUUUGUCGCUCUGGGUGUGUGUUGCGCUGUUAGCGUGGGUGUCCCCUCACGUCCCCAUGUCCGUGCCCGCCCGCCAAUGCCCCGGGUCCCUGGGCGUGGUGGGCUCCUGUGGCUGUGUGUUCCUGUCUGUGUGGCUGUCUGUGCGGCUGUGUUCCUGUUUGUGUGUCUGUCUGUGUUCCUGUCUGUGCGGUUGUCCCUGCCACCCGCGGCCGGGACAGCCCGGCCUCAGCUCCGCCCGCCUCGGGACGCGGCCUGCGGGGGACACGGCGGCUUCAGCAGCCGCGCUGCUUUCUGCCAGCGCUCCCCGGUCACUUCUGUGGGGCGACUGCUCUGCCUUUUCACUUUUAGAACGACGCCCCAAAUGGCAGCGUGCGGUGCUGGCACCUCGCCGCCCGCGUCCCGCAGAAAGUUGGCAGUGUUCUCUCCCUGUGCCGUGUCCGUCCGUGCCUUUGCGGCUUCAAGAGAGGAGAGCCGGGCUGCACCUGCGCUCGCCCAUCGGCUCCGACACCCUCAGGGGGAGCCCAGCGGGGCAGGGGCAGCGCCAGGCCCCGGGGCUGAGGGGAAGAGGUCUUGCCCGUCCUCUUCCGCGGGACACUUGGGAGUGACGAGAGCAAGGCUUGGACGCUGCUGGGAUGGAGGAGUCUGUGUGUUUGUGUGUGUGUGUUUGUAGUGAGGCGUCCCGGCUAGCGAGGAGGGUUCCGCGGGGCCAAAGCGCUGCCCCGGGGCGAACAGCACCAGCCCGAACGUGUCGGUGUCAGAAGUGGAAGCGGCAGCCCUGCGGUCCCGCGCCGCAGCAGGUUGGGAUGUCGGUCUCUAUCCUUUCCUGUCACAUGGCUGGUAAUAGGAUCCCUCAUCUGCCACUCGGCACCUCGCCGGGGCGCACUUACAGGACACAUGCUGUAGGGCCUCCGCUUCCCGCACUUUGCGCUCUUCCCGGCCGCCUGCCACCCCCGGAGAGCCGGGGCUGCCGCCUGCGAGCGCGACGCGGCCCGGCGGCCGCUGCCUAUGGAGCCUCCCGCCCUCGCCGCCGUCCUGGCCUUCUCCGGGCUGGCGCUGAGCUGCUGCCGAGAGCCCGUCCUGUCCGAAUGCUACACAGCCAACGGGGCUGACUACCGUGGCACUCAGAACCAGACCUCCCAGUAUGCAGGGAAGCCUUGUCUUUAUUGGAAUGAGACCUUUGAGCAUCCUUACAAUACUGUGAAAUAUCCCAAUGGGGAGGGAGGGCUUGGAGAGCACAACUACUGCAGAAACCCUGAUGGGGAUGUCAGCCCAUGGUGCUAUAUUGCAGAACAUGAAGAUGGAAUAUACUGGAAAUACUGUGAGAUCCCAUCCUGCCGAAUGCCAGGGAAUCUGGGCUGUUACAAGGACCAUGGGGAGCCACCACCCCUGACUGGCACCAGCGAGACCUCCAACAAGCUCACCAUCCAGACGUGCAUCAGCUCCUGCCGCAGCCAGCAGUUCAAGUUUGCAGGCAUGGAAUCAGGUUAUGCUUGCUUCUGUGGAAAUAAUCCUGACUACUGGAGAUACGGGGAGGCAGCCAGCACGGAAUGCAACAGUGUUUGCUUUGGAGACCACACUCAGCCCUGCGGUGGGGAUGGCAGAGUCAUUCUCUUUGACACCCUUAUUGGUGCCUGUGGAGGGAAUUACACUUCUGCUACAGCUGUGAUCUAUUCCCCAGAUUUCCCUGACACAUAUGGCACAGGCAAAGUCUGUUAUUGGACCAUACAAGUUCCAGGAGCAUCCCAAAUCCACUUCACCUUUGUCCUUUUUGAAAUCAAAGAUGCUACAGAUAUGGUGGAAUUGCUGGAUGGUUACACCUACCACGUUCUGGCUCGUUUCAAUGGCAAGAACAAGCCUCCCCACACCUUUAACAUCUCUUUGGAUUUUGUCAUUCUGUACUUUUUCUCAGAUGACAUCAAUCAAGCCCAGGGAUUUGCUAUCAGGUAUAGAGCUGUGAAGGACAAUGUGCACCAAAACAAGAUCCCAGUGAAUCACACCCUUCCAGAGAGGACAAAUGAACAAGCAAAUCUCAGCAUCAAUGCAGCCCGGUCAUCAAAGAUACUCUAUGUCAUCACAACCAGCCCAAGCCAUCCAACCAGCUCCAUGCCUGAAUGGACAAUAUACAGCCUCACAGCACUGCUCAUCCUAAGUGCUACAGCCAUAAUAGCAAAGAUACUUCUGCAUGUUACCAUGAGGUCCCACCAGAUUCCAGCUGCAGCUGAAACAGAGGAUUGCAGUGAUGUCACUACUGCUGGUGAGAUCUGGAGUAUAUUUUACCAACCAUCCACAUCAAUUUCCAUCUUCAAGAAAAAGCUUCGAAAUCAGCAAGAUGAUUGCAACCCACUGGUGGGAGACUGAGCUUUUAUCUUGCAAGAAUUGAUCUCCUUCAAAUCCAGGUGACUUGAGAUUAAUCUUCCUUUUCUUCCUCCCAACCUCAUACCUGUUUUCCAAAAAGUCCAUUUCCAAAGGCCUUUGAGUGACUUUGCCUCUCUGCUGUUCUCUUGGAUCUAGCAGUGACAAUGGAUUUAAUUGCAGCAAUAAUUCUGAAAUACCUGGUGCUCCUCAAGUCUGUAGUGCUGUUAAUUACUGCCUUUAAAACAUUGCACUUAAAAUAGAUGUAAAAACUUGUAAAAUUCAACAUGUCCUGUACCCCUGCCCAAGGUAACUGAAGGGGUUUUUACAGGUUGAGGAUUUCUUGUGUCCCCCUUGCCUGUGCCACUGUAUUAGAUCAGGCUACUUUAGUCCUUUUAUUCUCAAGCUGAAGACAGAGGUGGGUACUGCUAACCUGUUCAGCAAACAGAGCUUAUUUACCUUGAUGUAAACAAUCUCAAUGGUAUUGUACAGGAGAAUGGGAAUCAAAGACUGGAAAAAUGAUCAGCCUGGUUGCUCAGUGCUGCGCUCUUUCUGCAUGUUCUGUGCUACAAUGAGAGAUGCAAACAUAAAAAAUCAAAUUCAGGAUGCCUCUAUAACAAGAUUCAGCUACAAAUAUGCAUUUUGGUUGACUAGAGCUCACCAGGUCAGGGCCUGCAGGAGCAUUGAAGCCUUUUAAAUGACUCUGUCUGACCCAUCAUUUGCUGAUGUUUAUGAUCGUUUUGUUCAUAUUCACAGUGAUCCUUUAAAAAACUAAUUAUACUCCAGCCUGAAAGCCAGCAUUGAUCCUGGGUAUAAGCUUAGGGCUUCUUAAAGGAUUGUCCAAAGAUAAUCCACUGAAUUUUUAUCAGUGAGGCUGACUAACCAAUUUUUGCUCUGAAGUCACAUGCAUUGAUCUCAGCAGCCCAAACAUUUUACAAAGUUGUUGGCUGCUAUCACCAACUCCCCUGGGCCAGGCUGUGCAGCUGAGCAUGCACAAAACAGCUGCCUGGACACUCACCUGGGAGGAGAAGUGUCUCCUUGCCUGCAGCACUAAAACUGAGCUGAAUUUUUAAGGUAAUUGCCUUACUUGUCAAAGAACUGAAACAUCAGUGGGGUUCUGAUCUGUGAACUAUUUUCUUUGAUUGCAACAGACAGCAUUAACUAUUUCUGCUCUUUGGUGGACUGGCUGUCCAUCCACAAUACUCAGAUUUCUCAUCCCACCACCACAAGUGGGAAACAAGUGAUUCCAAGGGAUCAGCAGUGAAUCUUUCAGCCUCAGCAAGUUCAGACCAGCAAGAUAUUCAGGAAAAACUGUCAGUGCAAAUGUCAGAUAAAUUGACUGGAAAAGUUUACAGUGGGCAGCUCCUUAAACUCAGUUAGAGAAAGUUCACUAAGAACCAUUAAACUACACUAAUUCUAGUUAAAUUUGAACACUAAUUCUGGUUAAGUCUGAACAUGUACCAAUGGUCUGCAUACACCAGAUGUACAGUCAGAGAACAUCUAUUAAGUACAUCUACAAAAGAUAAUUAAGAAAAGUAAGAAAAUUGGCACUGAGUUUAAAUUCAUUCCAGUAUCUGCCCUUAUGAUUUUUAACAUAUAACUCCCUCCUUUUUGUGAGAACUACAGAUUUCACUGAAAAAUCAGAGCAUCAAUUAAGCAGUGAAAUAUUGUGCCUUACCACUGUAGAUCUGGUCUUUUACCUGAACUGAAUUCAAUCCAGCUUGAUUUAUGCAGCACAGAUGAGAGCUAGAGACAGCUGAACAACAUCACAAUGCAUGCUUAAAAGAAGCCAGACUUUACUAAGCCAGCAAUUAUGGAAUUGUUUAUAUAAAAAAUGGAACAGCAUGGGAACAUCUAGUACUUUCUUGCAUGAGCUGCUGGAAAGAAUACAGGAAAAUAUAAUUACAGUAUUAGCUAAAUGAAGACAGGACAAGUUGUAAAAGCGAUGCUGGUUCUCUCUUACGUGUCACCAUGUUGGACCAAAAACCAUUGUCUGUUUCAGACCCAACACAAGUUCUCAAAUUGCCUUUUUAAAGGUAAGGUUUUGCAUCAUGCUGUGUGGAAAAAGAGUUCACCUCAGAGAUUCAGAGCAAAACAAAGCAGGUUGGUUCCUAAGCAUCCUUAAUUUGGUGUACAAACAGGAAACCAGGCAGAGAGAAUCAGUGUGCUGCCAGAUCCUCAGGAGCUGCUGCAAGCACAUAGUGCUUAUCACAAAGUGAUGAAGCUUUGCUUGCCUUAUCAAAGGCAAGUUAAACAUUUUGUCAGAGAGACUUUGAUAAAGCAGUUAACUAAUGGUGAUAAACUGAAAAAACAUCAGAACACCCAGUGACUGAUGUACACCUACUGCAGAAAGAAAAAAUACAGAAUGCUACACUUCUCUUCAUUAGUGAAGAAUUUAAUUUCACUAUAAUAUUAGAGAAAAUAUUACAAACAGCAACAAAGACUGACACUACUAAUGCAAAAUCUACAGAAUUUAAAAAAUGAGAUAUUUGCAUUGCUCCCUUAGCUCCUCAAAUAUUUUUUAAAUCAAAUUGCAUUUCAUGGGACUUUCAUGGGGAGCAUUCAUCAAAUUUAUGUACUAAGUCCCAUAAAACCAGCACUUACAGCAGAUUAACUGGUCAUGGCAACAAUAAACAGGACUAGUAUUAGACAGUGCAUGGAUAAUUCACUGAUAAAAGCAUAGAAGAAAUUAUGUUUUCCCCCGACAGAAUUUUUCAGAUUGGCUGAUUCUAGAUCUUGCUAGUGCUAGGAAACAGAGCAAUGGAUGGAAAUUCAUGGACAGGGUCCCUUAAAUAGCACUUAUUACUUUCCAGGGCUGAGAGCAUGAAGAGCAGGUAGAUCCCCAGUGUGGAUUUUUCCCAAAUGUGUAGGGCCACUCACACUGCUAGUGGAGCCACUUCAGGGUGUGGUAUCCAUUAACACAGCAUGUUCUGAUCUUUGCUGUAAGGGUUUGGGGGAGAAAGAAGCAAAAGGUGUGACCAUGCACAAGUGUUGUAAUCCAACAAAAGAAAUGCCCCUACUGCACAGGCAGCUGAGAGCUGACACCUCAGCAGGUCCUGAGAAUAACUGAGAAGAAGAGAAUAUUGAGAGAGUUAUUGAGAAUAACUGCAGAAGAAUUUGUUUGGAACUCCUGCCUAGCAGUCCCCUCAGGAGGCUGGACAGGCUGCAAAGGUGACACUGGUACAAUGUCAAAAGCAAUGCCAAAAUCCUAAUGAGGAGCUGCCUCCUCCUUCCCAGGGAUUUCAGCUCCUGCCCUGGCCCACUGCUCACUCUCGUGUUGGUGUGACCAGCUGUGUAGUGGUGCAAUAAACUGAUCAGGGCAAAAACUGCCAUGGCUUUUUCUUCCCUGAGUUCCUUUUCACAGAGCUGAGCUCUCUGCCCUUGCCCCUGGCUGGUGGCACAGGGAGAUGAGCUCAGAGCUCCCUGAGUGCACACUGGGCAGGCAGUGAGCCAUGGGGCAGGGGCAGAUGUGUGCCCCAGGGACAAUGAGCACUUCUGCUGGAGCUCCACAGCCAUGGGUGAACCUGCUGCCUUCACCCAGCUCCAGCGCCCUCCCCUGUGUGUGCCCCUCACGUGGAAAGGGGCCAGCUGACAAGUGCCUUCUCCUUCAAAAUCUACAUUUAAAACUAGUUUAGUUUGUUGACUACAUGAUUUUAUAUGUAUUUUUAUCUUAAUAUUGUUAUGUUGUGGGAAAAUAGAGACUUUGUUAUGUAAAAAUGUGUGAUGUGUUAUCAUAGUAAUAUAUAUAUUUGUAUAUGUAUAGGAAAUGCAUUAUUUAAUACAGCAUAUUAUGCUUCUAUCUUGCUAACAUUUUAUAGGAAGAAAAGAUGUUAGUUUACACUCUGGGAAAAAUAAAUUUUCUAUACACUGUAACCAUAGGGAAAAAAAUCAAAGCUACUUCUUUGGUGUAUAUGAUAGAAAGACAUUGAGAAUAAGGGAACUCAGCCUCAGUUUUGUGACAGAAUAGAUGCUGAUAAAACAAUUGCUGUAAGAAACAUUUUCCUCCUUUGAAUCUCACUUCUAGCCUGUAAUUGUAUUAGGCUGUUCAUAAGAUUCUGCAAAUUCAUGUGCAUACACUCUCUGGAUGAUUUGUACCAUCAAACAUGUAAUCUGCUUUUGCAAUCAAGCAUUAA
This is a messenger RNA of Zonotrichia albicollis (white-throated sparrow), 6680 nucleotides long. RefSeq names its product kringle containing transmembrane protein 1 (gene KREMEN1). The record is from RefSeq and is a predicted model, not a curated record. Gene Ontology annotation, cellular component: plasma membrane. Gene Ontology annotation, biological process: Wnt signaling pathway; multicellular organism development. NCBI's taxonomy places the organism in Eukaryota, Metazoa, Chordata, Aves, Passeriformes, Passerellidae.